Alternaria atra is the source of this 738-nucleotide messenger RNA. RefSeq lists its product as uncharacterized. The record is from RefSeq and is a predicted model, not a curated record. Bases 1 to 738 code for a protein of 245 amino acids. Lineage: Eukaryota; Fungi; Ascomycota; Dothideomycetes; Pleosporales; Pleosporaceae. The transcript has a single exon.
AUGCCUCCGACCAACUACUUCACACCUGGCGUACCGCGUGCUCGAGAAGAUCAGGUCGCCCACGGCACUGACGGCGCUGGCAGCACUGAUCCACAUUAUGGGCCAUAUGCAUUGAGCUUCCAAACGAACGCCAGCGCAGGAUGCAGUGACAUGUACCAACCGAUACCAAGUGCGAGUACGCUGGCAGCACAUGUUUACCCAAUCGCUCAGUCGGAAUCUGGGGUUAAAGAGCAGUCGCGACCAAAUGCUCUGUUGUCUUCGGCAACAGCUACCCCUAUCCUUGUUCAACAACCUACGCCGAUCAAUGAUACACGGGUCGUAUUUCCAAUGGCAAAACAUGCAGGUAGUCCCGUUGCAAGCGGAUUUGACGGCAGCGAGACUUUGCAUCUUCGCUCAAAAUCGUCGGCGAGCAUCGCUGCCGGAUUUAGGCCUGAGACACCCACGAAAGUCAUUUCAGACCAGAAUCAGGAAACCGUUCACGCAGGACAAAAGCGUCCAAUAUCUGACGUAGACGCAGAGACAUCCAGAAUCAAGAAGGCUCGUAACGACAGCAUCGAGAAAGCUAUGCAACACUACAAAGAUAACAAGCCCGCAAUCGAUUACUGGUGGAUGUCGCAACAAAAGUCCCCUAGAGCUCCUUGGUUCGAGAGAUUUACGUCUUGGAAAGCCAACGGAAGUCUUGUACCUGAACCCAGAGAUGCCAACAAUCAAGUCAAUCAAUUUGAGGCCGCCGAUUAA